Galeopterus variegatus (Sunda flying lemur) is the source of this 1839-nucleotide messenger RNA. It is a transcript of the gene GPR6, whose product is annotated as G protein-coupled receptor 6. The record is from RefSeq and is a predicted model, not a curated record. Gene Ontology annotation, biological process: G protein-coupled receptor signaling pathway. Bases 231 to 1322 code for a protein of 363 amino acids. Gene Ontology annotation, cellular component: membrane. The transcript has 2 exons. Gene Ontology annotation, molecular function: sphingosine-1-phosphate receptor activity. Lineage: Eukaryota; Metazoa; Chordata; Mammalia; Dermoptera; Cynocephalidae.
AAUCUCUGGCGCGCGCCGCUCGCAGCAGCCUUUACUGCCACGGUGUCUCUCACUUGCUGCAGCACCGGCACGGCGACAGGCGCCCAGCACUUGCCUCUUUGCCGGGCCGGCCGCCUCCUGUAGGCAGCUGCUCCGUCCGCGCGGGGAGCGCAGCCCUGCGCCCCGCCACGGCGUCCAUGACCAGCGACUUCCUGAAGACCUGACUCCACAGGGUACAGCAACCGACCGCGAUGAACGCGAGCGCCGCCUCGCUCAACGAGUCCCAGGUGGUGGCAGUGGCGGCCGAGGGAGCGGCAGCGGCGGCCACAGCAGCAGGGACGCCGGACACAGGCGAAUGGGGGUCCCCCGCAGCGGCGGCGGCUCUGGGAGGGGGCAGUGGGGCUAAUGGGUCGCUGGAGCUGUCGUCGCAGCUGCCGGCGGGGCCGCCAGGACUGCUGCUGUCGACGGUGAAUCCAUGGGACGUGCUGCUGUGCGUGUCCGGGACGGUGAUCGCAGGUGAAAAUGCGCUGGUGGUGGCGCUCAUCGCUUCCACCCCGGCGCUGCGCACGCCCAUGUUCGUGCUGGUGGGCAGCCUGGCCACCGCCGACCUGCUGGCGGGCUGUGGCCUCAUCCUGCACUUCGUGUUCCAGUACUUGGUACCCUCGGAGACUGUGAGCCUGCUCACUGUGGGCUUCCUCGUGUCCUCCUUCGCCGCCUCGGUCAGCAGCCUUUUGGCCAUCACUGUGGACCGCUACCUGUCCCUGUACAACGCGCUCACCUAUUACUCGCGCCGGACCCUGUUGGGCGUGCACCUCCUGCUCGCAGCCACCUGGACCGUGUCCCUAGGCCUCGGGCUGCUGCCAGUGCUCGGCUGGAACUGCCUGGCCGAGCGCACCGCCUGCAGCGUGGUGCGCCCACUGACGCGCAGCCAUGUGGCACUGCUCUCUGCCACCUUCUUCGCGGUCUUCGGCAUCAUGCUGCACCUGUACGUGCGCAUCUGCCAGGUGGUCUGGCGCCACGCGCACCAGAUAGCGCUGCAGCAGCACUGCUUGGCGCCGCCCCACCUCGCCACCACCAGAAAGGGCGUGGGUACGCUGGCUGUGGUGUUGGGCACUUUCGGCGCCAGCUGGCUGCCCUUCGCCAUCUAUUGCGUGGUGGGCAGCCACGAGGACCCAGCCAUCUAUACCUACGCCACCCUGCUGCCUGCCACCUACAACUCCAUGAUCAAUCCCAUCAUCUAUGCCUUCCACAACCAGGAGAUCCAGCGUGCCCUGUGGCUCCUGUUCUGUGGCUGUUUCCAGUCCAAAGUGCCCUUCCGCUCCAGGUCACCCAGUGAAGUCUGAAGGGCUCCUCCGUGUCCUCUCACCAACACCACACCCCAACAAGCCAGCCUUUGGUGAGCUUCUUGACUCCUGCUGAUGAACUGUGAGAUCACAAAUGCUGGAAUCUGACUUUGGAAAGAAAGAGGGAAUGAACGUACAUUUAACAAACUUACAAGAACAAAGAGGCUUGUUGGCACUUUACAUAUACAGUGUAUACAUGUGUACAUAUAUAUACAAAUAUUUGUAUCUUCUGGAGGUGUUCAGGAUGUGGAGCUUCCUGUUCUGUGAAAAACUAACAAAAACAUGUGGUUGUAUACUCAACUUGUACAUCACAUUAGUCAAGUGAAGACAUUCCAAUACUGCUUAAUUACAGCACUUUAUUUUUAGCUGCUGAAGUGCCAAAACAGUGUUGCCAUUUUCAAGGGCAGGGGAAAGGGAAUAAAAGGAGUAUUUUUGUUGUAUGUGAUAGAAUAUUUUGCUGCAGAUGCAUCAACAAAUUACAACAUAUUUUGUACACAAAUAAACACAUUAUAAAAAU